AAUAAUGGAGAUUAAAGAAAUUUCCCGGGAAAAGAGAUAGGGAGAGUGUGAAACAAGAGCAAGUGAGGAGCGUGUGUUACAAAUCAAAAACAUUGUUUUAUACUCGGGUGACUACUUGAGCUCUUUUUACAGGCUCUCUCCUUCUCACACUCUCCAGCAAAUGAGCACAACUCAGGCGAGAAGAAACGCCGCCGUUUCAUUCGCCAAGAUAAGUUUCAAAAAUGGGAAAAGCUUCACGGUGGUUUAGGAACCUACUCGGACUACUUAAUAAACCCGUCCCGGGUUAUCCGGAUCCAUCCAUCGAAACCCCUACUCGCUCAGUUACAAAACGUCGUUGGAGCUUCGUCAAAUCCAAACGCGAAAAAGGAAACGCACCGCCGAAUCAUCAUCCUUCUCCUCCGCCUCUACGGAGUUCGACGCCUCCACCGUCGUACCUUCAGUCUUCUCCGUUAGACGGACGGCGGUGGAAACAGAAGCUGGUAGGGGAGGAAGAAGGAGACAAGGAGUCCGACAAGCAGGAGCUUGCGUUGGCCGCCGCUUCUGCGGUCGUCAGGCUAACGAGCACGAGCGGGAAGUUGACGCGAAGUUCCGGCACGGGUAAUUUUAGCAGCGGCUUCAACGACGACGUGGUGGCGCAUGUUAGCAGGUUCAAACGAUACAGAAGCGGUCGCGACAGCCUUGCGGCGAUUAAGAUACAAUCUACUUUUCGUGGUUAUUUGGCAAGGAGAGCGUUAAGGGCACUCAAGGGAUUGGUCAGGCUACAAGCUAUAGUUAGAGGUCAUAUCCAACGAAAGAAAUUGUCGGUCCAUCUGCGCAGGAUGCACGCUUUGGUUCGAGCGCAGGCUCGUGUCCGUGCCCAUCGUGUUAUUAUAAUGUCUGAAUCCUCUUCUUCUCAAUCAAACAACACCAAAUCUUCUCACUUCCAAAACCCGGGUCCACCAACACCGGAAAAACUGGAGUAUUCAGUCUCUUAUCGCAGCUCCAAACUCGGUCAUUCUCAUCUUUUCAAGAGGAACGGUUCAAAGGCAAGCAACAACAACAGACCAUGCAGUGCUCACAGAGAAACACUCUCAGCCAUGAAGGAAGAAGAAAUACUCCUUGAAACCGACAGGAAACACAACAGUUCUUACACAAGACGCAGCAGACCUGACAUGUUCUACUCAUCCCACCUCCUCUUAGCCAACUCAGGCCGGUCUGGACCAGUUUACGCCGUGCCAUUGAUCCCGUCCUCGUCGCAUGAAGAGACCGUAAGCCAGUUUUGCACUGGGGAGAACAGUCUUCAGUUACACUCAGCCACUUCCGUAAGCAAACAGAGUGCUUUCACGGCUUGUUCUAUUGCACCAAGUGAAAGCACCAAAAGCUGCUACGACACGGACCAUCCAGGCUACAUGGCUUGUACAAAGUCCUCUAGGGCUAAGUCCCGCUCGGCUAGUGCCCCAAAGUCGAGACCACAGCUAUAUCACGAGCAGUCUUUCUCCAAACAGUUUGGUGAUACGAGGUCGGGUCCACAGAAAGGUUCUGCUCUACACGCUAGUUUCUUAAACAAGGCUUAUCCUGGUUCAGGUCGGUUGGACCGGCUGGGGAGGCCAAUAGGGUAUAUGUACUGAGAAAAAAGCUGUUGGACCGGUUUGUUCUAUUUGGUUCCGGCUGUGUUAGUAAUCAAAUAGAGAAGAGGAGGAUCGGUGGUCAAACCUGGUUUUGUUGUAGGCCAGUGGAUUGAUUUAUGUGUAAAUCGUACCAAAGUUAAACCUUGGAAUCACAAAUUUGUAACAAAGAAAAAUGGGUGAUUUAUUCAAAGAUCCAAACACCUGAACAGAUU
This is a messenger RNA of Raphanus sativus (radish), 1819 nucleotides long. RefSeq names its product protein IQ-DOMAIN 22-like. Lineage: Eukaryota; Viridiplantae; Streptophyta; Magnoliopsida; Brassicales; Brassicaceae. The transcript has 4 exons. Gene Ontology annotation, molecular function: protein binding. The record is from RefSeq and is a predicted model, not a curated record. Bases 222 to 1607 code for a protein of 461 amino acids.